AUGGCCGCACAGGAGAAACGCGAGGUAGCACCCGCUCCUGGAGCAAUCCGACCAGCCUCGUCCCCCCCGCGACCGCACUCAUCGCCCUCUGGUCCAACCACGAGCCCAGACUUGGACGCAUCAGCCGUCCCAGACGGCGGCUUCGAGGCCUGGCUCGUCGUCGCAGGAUCCAUCGUCGUCCUGUUCUACACAUGGGGAAUCAUCAAUAGCUUUGGCGUCUUCCAGACUUAUUACAGGACCGAUCUUCUGCGGACAAGCUCGUCAUCAGACAUUUCAUGGAUUGGCUCUCUACAAGGCGCCUUGCCCGCCAUGGGAGGUGUCUUUACCGGGCCCCUGUACGACGCGGGCUACUUCCGGGGACUGAUCAUUGUGGGAAACGUCUUGGUAGUCCUUGGCAUGUUCAUGACAAGCCUGUGCACCCAGUACUGGCAGAUUAUCCUAGCUCAGGGUGUAUGCGUCGGUGUUGGCUGUGGGAUCAUGUUCCUUCCCAGCGCUGCCGUUGUAAGCCAGUGGUUUGCCAAACGGAGGGGGCUGGCCUUGGGCGUGCAGUCCAUCGGAUCACCAAUCGCUGGUAUCCUUCUUCCCAUCAUGUUUGGUCGACUCCAGCCACAGAUAGGCUUCGGCUGGGCCACCAGAGCCAUCGCCUUUCUCAUGCUGGCACUUUCCGUCAUCCCGAUUACGUCCAUGAAAACACGGGUUCCACGUGCGGCAAAACGGCGAGCUUUCUUCGACAAGUCUAUCCUUACAGACCUUCCAUUCUUGUUGUUCGUGGCACAAAUGUUUUGCACAUAUCUCGGGAUGUACGUCCCUUUUUUCUACGUGCAGCUCUAUAGUGUCAAGAUGGGAAUCUCGUCGACUGAGUUCUCUCCAUACCUUGUAACUAUACUGAAUGCUGGAAGCAUCUUUGGCCGCGUGGUACCCAAUUAUUUUGCUGAUCGCUUUGGUCCUAUCCAAAUGCUUAUAUUCACCACCUUUGCCUCUGCAGUCCUGAUAUUCUCAUGGAUCGGCAUCAAGAAUCUCCCAGGACUCAUAGUCUUCUGUAUUCUAUACGGGUUCUUCAGUGGAGGCAUAACAAGUGGGACGCUCGCUGCUAUGGUGCCAUACGUCCCCAACUUGGAGAGGCUUGGGACGAGGAUGGGGACCUUCUUCUUCGCUAUGGGGGUUUCGGUGUUGAUCGGGACACCCAUUGGCGGCGCCAUCCUUGGUAAUGGAAAUGAAGCAUCAUGGAAGGGGCUCAUCGCCUAUGGCGGCGCAACAUUGCUGGCCGGCGAUGUCUUGUUAGUGGUCUCAUUCAUCUUGCACCGCAAGGGUGAAAAGGGCGUUGACGGAGUCAGAUAG
This is a messenger RNA of Neoarthrinium moseri, 1338 nucleotides long. RefSeq lists its product as uncharacterized. The record is from RefSeq and is a predicted model, not a curated record. Lineage: Eukaryota; Fungi; Ascomycota; Sordariomycetes; Amphisphaeriales; Apiosporaceae. Gene Ontology annotation, cellular component: fungal-type vacuole membrane. The coding region runs from base 1 to 1338 and encodes 445 amino acids. Gene Ontology annotation, biological process: transmembrane transport. The transcript has a single exon. Gene Ontology annotation, molecular function: transmembrane transporter activity.